Messenger RNA from Gryllus bimaculatus (two-spotted cricket), 2151 nucleotides. The record is from the annotation of a GenBank genome assembly. Lineage: Eukaryota; Metazoa; Arthropoda; Insecta; Orthoptera; Gryllidae.
UAAUGGCUUGUUGGAUCCAUGGGCUGGUGGUGGAGUUCUUCGCAAUUACUCUGAUAGUUUAGUGGCAAUACUUAUACCAGAAGGUGCCCAUCACUUGGAUCUGAGGGCUAGAAAUGCUGCUGAUCCUGCAUCUGUGAUUAAAGCACGAGAGUUCCAUAAGUAUUACAUUCAGCAAUGGAUGAAACAGUUCUAUAGGCAGCACAAAAUAUCUCCCUAUUAAGUGCACUUUAAAAGUGUCUGAAAGUGCAGAUAACCCCGCAAGUAUUAAAGGGGAGCUUUAAAACCAUUAUUGUUAACUGUGAUCUCUUUAUCCUUUUUCUUAAUUCAUAUGCAUGUUCAGAUAUUAGUCGAGGGAGCAGCAAUUACACAAAGUCUGUUGGAUUAAUAUCCUUUGCAGUCUUCAUUUAUAAAAAAAAUUAUCAACAAAAUAAUUUAUUAUAAAUACUGUACAAAAACAUAUCGUGGAACAUAUCAUGAUAUAAUAAAGAAUUCAUUAAGAAUCCAUUGUAAACAAAUUAUUCUCAAAAAAAUAAAGGUUCCUCAAACAUAAGAUCGUAGAACAAUAACUUACACUACACAUCCAUUUUAUACAAUUACCACUAAAACCUAAAAACACUAUUUUGAAAGUUUGUAGUUGCCUAACAAUGCACCUGAACUUUUAAGAGUUUCUUGCCUGGCACUACACAAAAACUAGAACUUCAUAGUCUUCUAUACUUGUGACAAUAAGGCAUCUUGGGUUUUCAUCCUUCACAUAAACACACUUCUUCCUCACUUCUCAUGAGCACGCAUGUGCUUUGUUAAGUCACGUUUCUCUGCAUACGUUCUUUUACAAACUGUGCAGUGAAACCUUUUUAUGUUAAGAUGUCGAAGAGUAUGUUCUUUAAGCUUAUCUGCUCUACUGAAUGACUUGGGACAAAUUUUGCACAAGUGCUCACGUUCACCAGUGUGAGUCUGAAAUGUAAACAUUGGAGUCAAAGCUGAAUCCAUGCAGCAAAUACAUAUAAAUAAAAAAUUCAACACAAGAACACUUGAAAUCUAUUUUUAUUAUGCAAUUUCAUUAUUACAUUUAUACUAUUGCAAAGUAGAUUAUUACAAAACCACUUGUAUACUUAAAAACUGUCCUAAUGACAAAAAAAAAAUUAAAACUACAUUUUAUCACCCAUUGUACAUUGAUCUGCAAGCAUACAGACUGUUCUGACACAUAUCAAAUUAUGAAACCUACCCCAAAGUAUCUCCAGUGACCUGCAUAGUCCAAUUAAUGCUUAAAUAAUGUAAGAAAGAACUCAAAAUAAUGUGAGUAAAUUACCAGGAGUGGCCAAAGGACGGGGGACAACAGCUGGGGCAACUUGCCCAGGCCCUGACUUAUUAGGGCCCUGAAUUGGUUUUCUUUCAAAAAAAAUAAAAUGGAUAUUUAAAUUACUAAUCCAAAUGUAACACUAGAAGUUAUUUCUGAUGUAUGGAUAAGUUAAUUGUUAAUGAAUUGGAGAGGGGGGAAUUUUUAGUUUGAAAUUAAGGGCUCCCAUGGAUUAACUGCCCUAGGCCUCAGGUUUACUUGACAAAGUAGGCCCACUUAUAAUUAUUCAUGUCCUAAAGGAAAAACUGUCUUCCAAAAUUUGUUGGCAGUAAGAAAUAUAAAUAACCAUACACAAAAUUGUGUACGUAUUAUUUAUUUCUAAUUCAUUAUCACAUUUCAGAAAUGAGACAAAUGUUUCAGCACAAGAGGCAAUGAAUAAAGCAAAGCAAAUAUUAUACCGUACAGUCAUGUGUACUAAAAUCAUUAAGGAUAUCAAACGAAAUCGACAAAAAAAAAAAAAUUGAGGACAAAAGUUUUACUGAAGGGGAAAAAGAUAAAAAUGAGAGAUAAUAAAAUCGUGAACACCUCAAUAGUAAUUGAAGCACUAAAAGUCUCAAUAUUUUAGUCUUAAAUUUGUGUUACAUACACACCUUUUCAUGAUUCUUCAAAUGUGAACUGCUAAUAAACUUGCGAGGGCACUGACUGCAACUUAAUGGCCUAGCUCCACUGUGAGUCAUAUAAUGUUUGUUCAAAUAAUCUGCUCGGCUAAAAGUUUUUCCACACAUCUGCAAUGAGAAAGAGCAAUUUUAUACAUUAAAUCUCAACAUUGUUACAUUGGCAAACUACCCUGUAAAUAA